GGACUUGGGGUUUGUCUAAUUUCAAGGGGGUUUGUUGUUUGGAGACCAGAGCAAGGUCCCCGGUCUGUGUUGGACCACCUCGGCCACCGGGAGCACUGUUACCCACACGUUGCCCAUCGUGGCGUCCCUGGAUACCACUGACGCGCUCUGCCUGUCGCUCCUCGCUGAUCAGGGGCGACUGGCUGUGGGGGGACGGCGGCGUAAAAUUGUCAGUCCGUCUUGCUCCCGCUGCAUCGCCGCUUGACGACGAUGAUGGUGGUGGUGGUGGUGUCGGUGGUGUUGCUGAAACGGAAUGGAGUCGAGCAGGGUGUUUUAAUUCUGCACCAUGAAUGACAGGUACCACAAGGCGGCCCGGGACGGCUACCUGGACCUGCUGAAGGAGGCGACUCGGAAGGAUCUCAAUGCUCCGGAUGAGGAUGGCAUGACACCGACGUUAUGGGCUGCUUAUCACGGCAACCUGGAGGCUCUGCGGCUGAUCGUGUCGAGAGGAGGAAACCCUGACAAGUGUGACAUAUGGGGGAACACGCCGCUCCACCUGGCAGCUGCCAAUGGUCACCACAACUGCCUUUUCUUCCUGGUGUCUUUCGGUGCCAACAUAUGGUGCCUGGACAACGACUACCACACCCCGUUGGACAUGGCUGCCACAAAGAAUCACAUGGAUUGCGUCCGCUACCUGGAUUCAAUCGCUGCCAAGCAGACAAACCUAAACCCCAAACUGGUCAGCAAGCUGAAGGACCGGGCAUUUCGCGAUGCUGAGCGGCGUAUCAAAGAAUGUGUGAAGAUGCAGAAGAAACACCACAAACGUAUGGAGAGGAAGUUUCAUAAGGAUGCUUCUGAGGCUUCUGCAUCAGACGUCAUGAGUUUCUCCAGUUACACCAGCAGCUCUCUUAGCCACAAGCUGCGCAACCUAAAUGCAGCCACCGUCAGUGUGCCAUAUUCUCAGGCUACUCUCCAUGCCACAAACCGAGGGAAGACAAAGAUUCAGAAGAAGCUGGAGAAGAGGAAACAAGGAGAUGGGACCUUUAAAAUCUACGAGGAUGGGAGGAAGAGUGUUCGCUCCCUCUCUGGACUUCAGCUGGGCAACGAUGUCAUGUUUGUCAAACAGGGGACUUAUGUCAACCCCAAGGACCACCGUGGCCGCCGCAAUGUUCGUGACAUGUUCCCCAGAGACAAUUACGAUGCCAUUUCACGUGCCAUGAGCGAGCCGGACCUCCAUGGGCCUGAUGUGGACUAUUCUGAGAUCAGCACUGACUCAGGACAUGACUCCUUGUUCAACCGGCCUGGUCUGGGCACCAUGGUCUUUAGGAGGAACUAUGUGAGUGGGGGGAUGUUUGACCUCGGCAGUCGAGAUGAGGCCAGUGUGGGCCGGUCAGGCAAUAAUGUGCGUUUACGCAGCAGGUUGCAGCAGUACCCGAGUCUAGAUGAAGACAGCAUCGGCAGUGCACGGAGCCUGCAGGAGAGGAAUGUGGAGGAGCUGCCCUGGGAGGAAGUUGAAUUAGGGCUGGACGACGACGAUGAGCCUGACACGAGGCCUCUGGAGGUCUUCCUCGCUACGCAGAGCAUGAGCGAGUUUUUCUCUAUCUUCAAGAGGGAGAAGAUCGACCUUGAAGCACUUUUGCUGUGUUCUGAUCAUGACCUUAAGAGUAUCCAUAUCCCCUUAGGACCGAGGAAAAAGAUCUUAGAUGCCUGUAAGAGACGGCUGGAGACCAUAGAGGACCCAGACUGCAUUGAGGACACAGAACUAUAAUAAAAGUUGUUGUGGACGGUCCUCCUGCUGUGUGCUCAUCCAGCCUUAAAGGUCAGUGGAGCAUUGUGGAGUGAAUGUCACGUAUGGACAGGGGGGAUUUAAUGAUUUACCUCUCCUGGUGCCUCAGUGGUAACAAAGCAGAAAGGACACUGUCAAGAUGAAUAUGUCAAGCAAGAAGAGACGAGUGUGAGAUAAAUUCUUAACAGGAUUCUUUUACAGUGUCUUGUUAACCUCUGGAGGAUCUUUGAAAAUAUCUCUGUAUGUUGGUUGGAGUCUCCUGCGCUGCAUGGUUUAACAAACUGAAAGACAAUUAUCAGAGUGCAGUGUUGUGCAGUGUCAUUGUAUGCCUUGUGGCAGAUCUGACAGAGAGUCGAUUGUGGGGUCUGUGUCCCCUGAACGUGUUUGCCCCUGUGGGGUCAAUCCUACCACCCUAAUGUGCCUGCAUUGCUCGUGCCUGUGCAUUUGCUUAAAAGUGUCUUUUGUCGUAAAUAACUUUGACAUGAACUUAAUUGAAACUUUAUUAUUAACUAGUUCAAUUGCAACAUUUUGAGCAACAUUUUCACCCAGAGCCACUGAACUGUUUCCUAACUCAUAUUUCAUCUUGGUGCAUGUUUACAUACAGCAAGCCAUGUCAGUCCAAGUGUGGCUCACUGGCAAUGCAGGCCAAUGGUUCACUGAGUUUACUGUUCUGAUUUACUGUAGUAUUGUAAACUAUGUGAAAACACAGUAUCUUUAGAUUAUUUUAUGAUGCACAAUAUAAUAUGUUGUAGCUCUAGGAGCACACUAGGAGAUAAUACGCUUUGUAUAUCAUAUACUCUUGACAGUAUGACAGUCUUCCAACUGUUUGUACAUUGAGUCGUUUUUUUUUAGUAAUGUACAGUUGCACAGGCACAUACGUUGAUGUUUAUUAUGUGAACUUUGUAACAUUUUAGGUGGAUUUUAGAUAAAAAAAAUACAAAGUUUUUUAAUGCUGUAAAUUACAUAACUGAUGUAUCCAUGUGCCUUUAUAAAUCAUGACACUGAGGGCAUGUUGUCAUAUUUUUAAGAGAAGUUUACAUUAUUAUUCACGUAUGAUGAAAUUUCUUCAACUUAAUAUUUUUAAAAUAAAAGGGGAUUUAGUCAUUUCCACCGGAAUUACAUACAUGUAAAGGUGUGUGCAGAAGGCUUUGAAACAACAUUUAGACUAUAAUUAAACAAUUAAAUAUCAAAUUAAAUGUGUUUUUUAAGAAACACUAUAGCUAUAGUUAAACAUUUAUGGGAAAAUCCACCCCCAGUAUUUUUAAAGCUCCAAUUUAAAGUAAAUUAACUCACUCAUUAGUGUACCACACAUCUAAAUUAAUUGAGUUAUUACAGUAUUUAUGCAUAGUGUAACUAAUAUGCACUGUUGGUGUAU
Morone saxatilis (striped sea-bass) is the source of this 3140-nucleotide messenger RNA. It is a transcript of the gene ush1ga, whose product is annotated as Usher syndrome 1Ga (autosomal recessive). The coding region runs from base 326 to 1747 and encodes 473 amino acids. NCBI's taxonomy places the organism in Eukaryota, Metazoa, Chordata, Actinopteri, Moronidae. The record is from RefSeq and is a predicted model, not a curated record. Gene Ontology annotation, biological process: sensory perception of sound; equilibrioception; sensory perception of light stimulus. Gene Ontology annotation, molecular function: protein binding. The transcript is spliced from 4 exons.